Molecule: messenger RNA, 1119 nt
Organism: Fonsecaea nubica
Lineage: Eukaryota; Fungi; Ascomycota; Eurotiomycetes; Chaetothyriales; Herpotrichiellaceae
Exons: 6
Coding region: 1-1119 (372 amino acids)
Biological process (GO): transmembrane transport
Molecular function (GO): transmembrane transporter activity
Source: RefSeq, a predicted model, not a curated record
AUGGCUGCCCCAUCCAAGCUGGAUACGGGCUGGAGCUCGACUGAUACUCGAAUCUACUACACCAAAAAGUACAGACAGGUUCUCUCGUCCGCUCCCGCAUGUGCCUUGGCCGUAGUUGCAGGGGCUCCUCUUGAGAAUGUCAAAGUCCGCAUGCAAUCACGUCAUUUCGCUCAUGCCUUGGAAGCUACCAAAUACACCUACCGUACUGAAGGCAUUCGUGGAUUUUGGGCCGGUACAUUCAACCCGCUAGUCUCCAUUACCUUUUCCCGAGCGCUUGGUUUCUCCAUCUACCGAAAGGCAAAGUACACAUUUGAUGGCUGGAUCGAAGCAGCUACAGGUCGAUCACCUCUUCAACAUGUCAAUAAGCCUGGCACUUAUCCUGAUAUCUACACCAUGACGUGCUUUACUGGAGCAGGAAUGGUCUCGGGUGCUGUCACAGCUGUCGCUUUGACUCCGGUCGAACUCAUCAAGAACGCGACGCAAACAUCAGUCCUCAUGGCCUCGCAGGUUGAUCAUACCUCGGCAGCACCAACCCCAGCCGGUCCCAAGAACGUCGGCCGUGUCAGCUCCUGGAUGUCUAUGAAGAGAAUCAUCGCGCGGCAGGGUCCUCUGGGCCUCUGGACUGGGUUCCGAUUGCAUUUGGUCCGAGAUGUCAUUGGCAGCGGCAUCUACUUUGGGGUCUACGAGACAACGAAACAAUCGCUCAACUCGUACUACGGGGCUGAGAAGGCUAACUCUGCGGGUGCGAUUGCGAUGGCGGGGGCUCUUUGCGGCGUCGGUGCUUGGGUGGUGACCUACCCGCUGGACACGAUGAAGACCCGUGCUCAAAACAACCUCGUGGGCUCCUCUCUCCCUACUUCCACUACCAAUCAAAGUCUCGGUGCGGCCAUCGGGUCCACCGCCAAAUCCGCGGUUCAUCGGUUGCCCAGCAAAUGGAAGGGCGUGGAGAUGAUCAUCUUGCGUUCGUCGCUUCAGAACAUGAUUCAAAUGUCCUUUUUCGAGCAGGCGAAGGUGUGGAUUGACAAGCUGGAGUUCUCCGACGGUAGCCGAACUCUGCCCGAGGUAGAGAGACAAUUUGGAAGAGACAGCAAGAUUGUCCACAAGAAUGAUAAAUUGUGA